AUGAAGUGGUUUGCAUCGAACUCAGUGUUCGACUCUGUUAGGCCAGUUUAUCGUGCUGGGAAGGCUAUAGGGAUUUUCACACACACCAUCGACUUUCGCCAGCAUGUAAUAAGCAAAAGUUCAUACGACCAGGUGUUGCUGGUGGUGGCCAUCCUAAUGGACCUGUACGCACUAACCAUAUCAACCCAAAGGACGUACAGCUUCUCCGAUUCGAUUCUGCUGAACGUGGGCAUCUAUAGUUCCGUCAAUUUGGGCAUUAUCAUCUCACUGAGCAUUUCGAUAUGCAACCGACUCGUUGUGCGUCGAAUGUUUGGAAUGUUUGAGACCCUGCACCAUGUGGACAAUGCUCUGAUGAGUUUCGGUUUUCCAUUGAACCAUCAGAUGAAUCAUCUUCUUAGCUGCAUUUAUAUGACAGUUCCGAUAGUUACAAAUAUUUUGUUGAUGUUGUCCACCUUCUUUGUUUCGUGUGAUCCAACAUCGCAACAGUUUAGUGCAAUGGAAAUAGUGGUUUUUCUUCGAUCGUCGCUUGUAUUCACAAUCUUUGGAUCGUACAUUUGCAUGACGCUCACUACAAUUUAUAUGCGAUUUCGUAGUCUGAACAAAUUAGUAUGCAAACAAUUUCCAACUUCACUAGUGGAUGAUCCACACAAAACGAACCUGCAAAAAGCGACAUCAACUGUUGAUACCGUGCGCCGGUUGGGAGACAUGCAUGAAAAACUUGGUGAUGCCAUAAUUGACUUUAACUUUUGCUUUGCGCUUCAAAUACUUUUAAUGAUGGCGUCCGCGUUCGGUUACACACUUUUUUCAAUUUUCGGUAUUAUUCAUAAAUUAUCGCACCCGGAAGUGGAUGAAACGCAUCAAGUGUCCAUCAACAACAUGGUGUACGGUUGUAUCUACUUAUCAUUCAUCGUACAAGUUGUCGUGGCGGGUAGUUUAACAACACAGCAGUGCAAAAGAACUGCAAUUUUCGUUCAUAAAGCCAUCUGCUAUGGUUGUUACGAGCAGACGGUACUUAGGCAACUUAAAUUCCUUUCACAUCAAUUACGAUGCAACACACCGAAAGUGUCCUGUUUACUGUUUGACUUUGAGUGGCCAUUUUUAAUUGCGGUGGCAGCUUCACUCUUUAUGCAUGUUAUCAUUCUUGUUCAAUUUGAUUUGUCAAUCAUAGCCAAUAAAGUGUAA
Molecule: messenger RNA, 1182 nt
Organism: Anopheles maculipalpis
Lineage: Eukaryota; Metazoa; Arthropoda; Insecta; Diptera; Culicidae
Exons: 4
Coding region: 1-1182 (393 amino acids)
Biological process (GO): sensory perception of taste
Cellular component (GO): neuronal cell body; membrane; axon
Source: RefSeq, a predicted model, not a curated record